UUGGAGUACCAGGGGGUAUAUAUAGAAAAAACAAAAAACCCUUACGUUGCAUUACAAGAACUUGUCACAAAUACCAUCGAAUGGCGAAAAUCUAGGGAGCUCUUGUGCAAACAAUUGUACCCAAUCGACAGAAAGUAUCUGAAAGUGAUGAUCUGGCAAUUAUAGCCAAGUUUUUUUGCAGCAGCUCGCUGAAAAAUUAAAGCUAGAAAAAUUGGUAGUCGAAAUCGUUAUUUCGCGGCGCGAGGUUUAAGGUUCCAAAAGAUGAUUGACUUCCGAACAGGCCCCAUAGCUUUGGCCGUGUUGGCGGUGUGCCUAGGAUUGUCCAAGUCCGACCAGGAUGUGCCAGUAUCCAAUCGGAUCGCCAUGCCAUCACCGGGUGAUCCGCUCUAUUAUAUGAAUGCCGAUGCAGGUCUUUCCGUGGGUCCCACCGUAGCCCUGAAACGCACCAAUCGCUCCCUUCUGAAGUGGUGGGAUGACCUCUUCCUGCGAAACAAUUGUUGCAACAAUAACAACAAUGUUGUUUACCCGCCAGCACCUGUUGUUCCUCCUCUUAUAAACAACAACUGCAACAAUGGGUUGCAGCUCCAGGACCUUGAUCCUUUCAAGCAGAUGAAGCUCUUCAAGAAGCUGCCCGACCUCUUCACACCUCAAAGUCCUUGCGGCCAGACUUGCGGUGGCUGCGGACAGCUCCCGCAACCCCAGCCGAACUAUGUUGCUCCUUUGACUCCCGCCUACGGUGGGGAAGGGUAUGCACCAGUUCCAAAGGAGGAGUAUGUCCAGCCAAGUCCUAACUAUGGUCCGGGAGAUGGCGACGCCGGCUAUGUGGCUCCACCUGCCACAGACACCUAUGUGGCACCCGUUGCUCCUGCUCCUGCGCCUGCGGUUGUAACUUAUGAGGCGCCUGUUCCAGCCUACGAGGCACCUGCUCCAGCCUACGAGGUGCCAGUUGCUCCGCCCGCAGCCUAUGAAGCCCCAGCUCCUCCAGCUGUCGAAUAUGUCGCACCCCCACCACCAGUUCCCGCUCCUGUCGCCGAUGUCUAUGCUCAGCCGGCUCCGGCUGCAGCACCACAACUACCGCCGAUUGUCUACCAACCCAUCAUUUACGUCUCCACUCCUUUGGUCUCCAAGUCCCAGGUGCAGGCUGACGAGAAUCAGGCUUAUGGAACUCAGCCGGCUCCACCUGCUCCUGUCUACGAGGCUCCAGCUCCAGCUCCUUCGCCCCCAGCGCCCUGCGGGGGUUAUGCGCCACCCACACCCAACUAUGGAACGCCCUCUUGCCAAGCGCCCAUCCGCCUGUCACUGAUCGACCAACCUUUCCGAGUGGCUCCCGAACUUUUCGAGGAAUAUAACUAUCGCCUCGCCUUGGCGGCUCAGAAUUUAAUAUAGAUUACGACUCGUUCCUUGACCGAUAUGUUAAUAAAAAGUAUAUAAAGAUUG
Molecule: messenger RNA, 1437 nt
Organism: Drosophila ananassae
Lineage: Eukaryota; Metazoa; Arthropoda; Insecta; Diptera; Drosophilidae
Product: skin secretory protein xP2
Exons: 1
Coding region: 262-1386 (374 amino acids)
Source: RefSeq, a predicted model, not a curated record